This is a messenger RNA of Micromonas commoda, 968 nucleotides long. RefSeq lists its product with no specific name. The transcript is spliced from 2 exons. The record is from RefSeq and is a predicted model, not a curated record. Gene Ontology annotation, cellular component: ESCRT III complex; multivesicular body. The coding region runs from base 375 to 941 and encodes 188 amino acids. Lineage: Eukaryota; Viridiplantae; Chlorophyta; Mamiellophyceae; Mamiellales; Mamiellaceae. Gene Ontology annotation, biological process: endosome transport via multivesicular body sorting pathway; late endosome to vacuole transport; protein transport.
AGGUAAUCCUUGUACCUUCGGAACACUUUUAGCGAGGAACUUCGGAUGAGAUCUGCGCUCCGAACAAAAGUACCUUCGUACGAAGGACAUCAUCCACAUCGCGCCCGAAUUAGAAAUCGGUGAAGCAGCGUGCAAAUUUGUUUACAGGCUAUCUGUGCACAUAACUGCCCGCCUUCCGAGACUCACACACAUCCCGCCUGCGAGUUUCUGCGACGAUGUUCUCCUGGUUUAAGAGACAGACGCCGGAAGAACUACUGAGCUGACACCGAGAAACAAAACGCAGAGAAAAUAAGCGGCUGCUCGACAAGUCCGUUCGUGAGCUUGACCGUGAACGCGCGAGCCUCGUUAACCAAGAGAAAAAGCUCGUCGCCGAGAUGAAAAAGUUAGCCGGGCAGAAUCAAUUGGGCGCUGUGAAAGUUAUGGCCAAGGACUUAGUGCGCACUAGGCGCUCCAUCACCAAGUUUUAUGGCCUAAAAACUCAGCUUCAAGCUGUGGGCUUGCGCAUGCAAACGUUAAAGUCGACACAGGCUAUGGCAGAUGCCAUGCUUGGGGUCACGCGAGCUAUGAGGAGCAUGAACAGAGAACUUAAUGUACAGAGCCUGAACAACAUGAUGCGAGAUUUUGAGCGGCAGAACGAAGGUAUGGAGAACAUGACAGAUGUUUUGGGUGACGCAAUAGACGAUUCCAUGAUGGCAGACGGAGAGGAAGAAGAGAGCCAAGAACUCGUCAGUCAGGUGCUGGAUGAACUAGGUUGUAACAUAGACGCGCAGCUUCUGGACGCACCAAGUGGGAGCAAAGGAGCGCGAGUGCCAAAAGUCGCGGCACUUGGAAUGGAAACCUGCAAACCAGUUUUAGUGGGAGUCGACGAUACAACCGAAGUGUCAGGUGCUGGCAUUGACGAUGAUCUCCAGGCACGACUUGACAGUCUUCGAAAUAGAUGAGUGUAUCCAAAUGCAUGUUUAUCAUUC